AUGACUAUAUCUCUCAAUGAAUUGGUUAACUGGCUGCAUAUCACUUCAUUUGAAUUGUCUAUUCACAUAAUUGGAAUUAUUUUCAGUUUAAGUAUAGCUGUUCUUUGGGACGAAAAGAUUUUGGAUAUAUUACUGCAGACAAAUCAAAGGGAAGUAAUUUUAUGGUGGAUUUUUUUGCCGUUAUGGUGCGCGGAUGCUCUUGUUUCUUAUUUGAAUCUUGUGAUGCUGUUUAGACGUAUACAUUAUCACAAAAUUGUCCGUCAAAAUCUUCAUCAUUAUGGUCUACGUCCUGACUAUCUACCUCCACCACCAUGGUUGUCUUUAAUCUUAGAUACUACCUACAAAUUGAUUUUUGAUUUUUGUAUUUUUGUUUUCGAAUUAUUUCUUUUUCGAAAACUAGUUUAUUCAAAUCAAAGUAGUUUGACUUACAGUACAGUUUUUUCUCCACUUAUUUGUGUUUUAUCAUUGGUACUUUUGUCAAUAUGUAUAAAAACGUGCAAAAACAAUGGUAGUUAG
Schistosoma turkestanicum is the source of this 516-nucleotide messenger RNA. NCBI's taxonomy places the organism in Eukaryota, Metazoa, Platyhelminthes, Trematoda, Strigeidida, Schistosomatidae. The record is from the annotation of a GenBank genome assembly.